Molecule: messenger RNA, 327 nt
Organism: Suillus subaureus
Lineage: Eukaryota; Fungi; Basidiomycota; Agaricomycetes; Boletales; Suillaceae
Exons: 4
Coding region: 1-327 (108 amino acids)
Source: RefSeq, a predicted model, not a curated record
AUGUCCACAGACCCAAGAGAUUCGACUCGGGAAACUAAGCUGUCUCUGCCGAAAACGUGGCGUGCAGAGUCUGCUGACACUAUGGGCUCGAUGGGCAUGUUCCUCGCUGGUCUAGUGCUAGUUUCUAGAAAUCGGUACCUAGCAUGGCCAGUGGUCCUCAUCGCGCUCAGCAGCUUCAUGAACCAGCACCCUAUUCGCACAAAGGAGGGUGGGAGUACGCCUUGGACGGCGCUAAUGACUGCGACGUUUGCAUUAAUCGUAUCGCACGCUGCAAUGUUCACGUUCACGGACCCUAUGACGGGCGCGAUCAAGUUUUCUUCCCCGUGA